Messenger RNA from Hyla sarda, 8283 nucleotides. RefSeq names its product SH3 domain binding kinase 1 (gene SBK1). Lineage: Eukaryota; Metazoa; Chordata; Amphibia; Anura; Hylidae. The transcript has 4 exons. Gene Ontology annotation, biological process: peptidyl-serine phosphorylation; peptidyl-threonine phosphorylation. The record is from RefSeq and is a predicted model, not a curated record. Bases 837 to 2015 code for a protein of 392 amino acids. Gene Ontology annotation, molecular function: protein serine/threonine kinase activity; ATP binding.
GGAGGGGGGAGGCAGAGAGGAUAAACAGGGAGGAGAGAGACUGUCACAGAGAAGAGACAGAGAAAGAAGGAUAAGGGAAGAACAAGGGAAACCGAGACACAGGCUGGAGAACGACAAAAGAGAGACGGCGGAGGGGAGCGGACAGAGCAUAUACAGGAGGAGGACGGGGAUACAGGGUGAGGAAGACCAGGAUAUAGGGGACGGUCACUGAGAAGGACGGGCACCUAGGAGGUAAAUAGUUGGAGAUCACAUACCGACACUGGAGUGUAUACAAAUACUGGGAUAUAGGAUACGGGAAAGGACCGGGAUAUAGGAUACGGACAAAGGAGACGGGAUAGGACGGGGAUAUAGGAUACGGGAAAGGACGGGGAUAUAGGAUACGGACAAAGGAGACGGGAUAGGACGGGGAUAUAGGAUACGGACAAAGGAGACGGGAUAGGACGGGGACACAAGUGAAAGAGCUGAGGGCAGGGAUAUAGGAUAUGGACCAGUGGCCAAUAUAGAUAUAGGAUAUAGUGAAGAAUAGCGACUUGUCAGACUCCAGGCACUGUCUUGGGAGAAUUCAGACAGGCAGAGGAAUAGAUGGUGGUGAAUACAGAUCGUGCAGGUAGACGGCGGGCUGCCUUGCUGUAUCACUGGCUCUGUGUACAGGGGGGGACGGUUAGGACAGGCCCAGCCUAUGGAAGGGACAGGAGGGCAGAUCUGGGAUGCACUGGUCUGAUGUGUGAGCGGACCAUUCACACCAGUACAGAAGACUCUCCGGGACACGACGGGAUGAGAGAAGACGGGGGAGGGCUCUCACUUACAAUCUGAAUACUACUCCUUACAGUGUGAGCAUGAGUGCUGGAUCGGUGGAUCAAGAGCCGUCCCGGAAGCUAGGCUGCUGCGGUGUACCAGUGAUCACAGAAGAUAUGCAGGCGCUAGCCAUCCGCAGCCUGUCCGGGAGCGAAGUGCAGAAGCACUAUGAACUGAUUCGAGAGCUGGGGAAGGGGACGUAUGGCAGGGUAGAGCUGGUAUCCCAUAAGAGCACAGGCAACAAGAUGGCUCUGAAAUUUGUGAACAAGAACAAGACCAAGCUGAAGAGUUUCCUGCGGGAGUUCAGUGUUACUAGCGCUCUAUCCUGCAGUCCGUUCAUUAUUCGAGCUUUUCAUGUGCUCUUCCAGACAGAGGACUGCUACGUCUUCGCUCAAGAGUACGCACCAGCUGGAGACCUCUUUGAUAUUAUUCCACCACAGGUGGGUCUUCCUGAAGACAUGGUGAAACGAUGUGUUCAACAAUUGGGAUUGGCGUUGGAUUUUAUGCACAGCAAAAGCCUAGUUCAUCGAGACAUUAAACCGGAGAAUGUUCUUCUCUUUGAUCGUGAGUGUCGGCGAGUUAAGUUGGCAGACUUUGGCAUGACCCGUAAAGUGGGCUGCCGUGUUAAAAGAGUGAGUGGCACAAUCCCAUAUACAGCCCCAGAAGUGUGCCAAGCAGGACGGUCAGAAGGCUUUCCGGUAGAGACAAGCUUGGAUGUCUGGGCUUUUGGAGUACUUAUCUUCUGUGUGCUUACAGGCAACUUCCCUUGGGAGUCCGCCUCACCAGGAGAUGCCUUCUUUGAGGAAUUUGUACACUGGCAAAAGGGUCGCUUACCUGGUCUUCCUUCUCAGUGGCGUCGUUUCUCGGACAAUGCUCUACGAAUGUUUCAACGCCUUCUAUCCUUAGAGUCGGAAAAAAGGAGCCCAGUUAAGGAAGUCUUCUUUUACAUCAAGUACGACUUAUUGUCAGAAGCCAGACGUAGACCUUCUUACCGAUCUCGUAAACAAACAGGAGAAAAGUUACCACCUGUGCCCCAGCGUCAUGAGAAUCCCACUCCUCUCAAGAGGACAAUACUUACAGAGGGAGGCUCCUCACCGCGUGUACCACACUCGAUGGCAGAACCUGGACAACCACCCUCUGCCUCUGGCAGGACAGAUGGGCGUCAGGACAAGAAUAAAACUCAGAUGCUGCUGGCAACUGCCAUUGAGAUUUGUGUGUAACGCGGCCCACCCAGUUGGAUUCUACUUCGGUGGGAACUGAUGUCAUUCUCUCCAGUUAAGGUCAUCUCCUGGUUUAAGAUGUAAAGCAGGGUAGACCUCUUAGCAUUCAAUGGUCAUGAGCCUACAAGCAAAAAAAUUGCUGGUGUGAGAACACUUUAUGAAAGGAAGAAAGGACGUUUUGGGAUAUUUUCCACGCAUAAUGGGACAAAUAAGCCUUUUGAUCAAAACUUGUAAGGACUGUUAGGGUUGGUGACUGAAUGCUGCUUCUGCUAUGACAUGAAGGACUUUAACGUAACUUGUAAAGACUGAAAUAAGUCAGGCAGUGUUCACACAAGCGUUUUCUGUCAUACUCUACAACCAAACCCUACCCAUCCCGAAAAGAUUAAACAGCACAGGCAGGGCGAGUGCAAUCUUGUUAAUCCCACAAGUCUAGUUUCUUUAUACUACACUAAGCGUCUGAAAGCACCCGACUGACCUCCAACCAGACAGACAUUAUGCUACGUGGUUCCAUAUGACAAGAAAUACACCGCGGCUUAAGAAAACUGGUACUGAGGUAACUAUGGAAAUCACACAGCUGUAACCUUAGCAACCAAUGCAGCCUCUAUUUUUUGUUUUAUUUUGUAAACGAUAUGGUUGCUAUGGGCUACAGUGUUCUUUCUAGUAGUUGCCUUAGCACCAUCUCUAUAGCUGAUCAACUAUUAAGGGCUUGCAUCGUAAAUCAUCCUGGAGGCUUAGCGGCUGCUGUACCAGGGUAAUCUCUUAAUGUAAGAGUCUUGUCUCGAGAAUAAUCCUUUCAUUUUAGUCCACAUUUUACAUUCCCUUUUAAAACAUAUCAGACUCUUUUUGAAUCAUUAUGUGUUUAUUUGACCAGAUAUCAACAUAACCCGGAGUAACCGAAACAGCAAAUUUUAACUCUAGGAUAUCACUAUAUUAAUGAUCGUUGUGGCCAAUGGAUGCUUAGAAGAGCUCGGAGGUUUCACCACAAAGGGUGCUGGGGGGGGGGGGUUCUUAUUGGCUAUCAUAAAGCUAGCUCAUAGAACUAAUUGUGAAAGUGGCACUUAUCAGCUGCGGCAGUUUCCAUGGAAACGUAGAACCUGCCGUAACCUUUGGAGAACUAUUGAACGUUCCUCUAGGAUUCGUGAAAAGGUGUUUCAUUCAGAUCUAUUGAUAUUGAGUUAGAUCAAAUAUUCUUUGUUUAGCCCCAUAUCAUCACCCGACCAAGACUGACGGACGAACCCCCCCACCACCCAGUAAUGCGUUUCUUGAAACUGAACGCUGCAUUGGAAUUUGCCCAUCUCCCUACUUCCCAUCAUCCGCCAGUAGAGUGGUUGAAUGCACAUAUAGCAAUACAUUGCCUUGACAGUCAUUCUGACACAGAGGGUCAUUGUGGGAGGACAAGCAGUAAUCUUCUCCCUUUCCCCCAAAAACUGCCUAUGCAGAAUUCAUGUAGCAAAUAUUUUUCAGUUUAUUUGUAUGUAUAUCAUUUUUCUUGUCUUUUGUUGGGUAUUCAUGUUGUCCGGGAAGGCUGGUACUAAAUCCUGGUUUAUUUAAUGAACAUACACAAAAAACUACAGGUGGACAUUUUGUGUCCUAAACCAAUAUCUGACCCAAAUCUAGGGUCUAAAACUCCUCAUCAUUAUCAGUGCAGCCAACAAAAUGGCUGCCUACUGCGCUCAUGUAUCAGUCAUUGACAUGAAAUAGCUUACACCACAAAUCACCCCGUACAAAAUGGCUGCCUACUGUGCUCAUGUAUCAGUCAUGAAAUAGCUUACACCAGAAAUCAUCCCGUACAAAAUGGACGCCAUAUUGAUUAACUCAUUGUAUCAUUUUUCUAUGACGUUACUAAUGGCGUUCCAGUACAGUAGGUUUUAAUCUCUUGUACACGAUCGUCUUCAGGUCAAGUACUAAGACUUAUGUGAUGUGGCAUGUGACGUUUUAAACAUUCACUUCGGAUGCCGCCAUAUCCUUUAGCGCUGCAACAACACGCUGGUGCUGGGUUUUGUCCCGAUGGGAUCCGGUUGGUUUUUGAUGGCAAAAAUAGUGUAGCCUGCAAGCUGUUCUUCCUGUCAGGUAAAGCGAAAAAUAACAGAUCUGUAAUGAGACAAUGGGGUCUUUUUAGGAUUCAAUGGGAUCUUCUUGAAAAAAGGAUCUGUCAACAGCUGUUAUGGCUUCAUUAAGAGCAGAACUAGCCAGUCUGAACAUAAAAGUGCAGUACACAAAAUAUGUAGUCUUAUACAUGAUCCCGUAAGGGAAAGAAGCUGGUUAAUAUGGAUAAAGCUAGCAAAAGGUUUGUUAAAGCCAGACUGGCCAUGUAACGGAUGAAAUUUGAACAUAAAAUGGCAGCCGAGGUGCUCCCUCACUAGGUAUCUACAACAACGCUCCUCUGUGUACCUGAGGACUUGCUACUAUGGCCUCAGUCGAUACAACUCAUAUAAAGGGCUACAGCAUUGCUAUAACAGUGGAAGUGCCGUAACUAACACCCGUGCCGCCUGUUACAAAAAAUAAGUAAAUAUAGCGGCGUACAUAUCAGAUUAACACAAGAUGGCUGCCAUUGGGCCUAGCUCCUUCUCUCCAGAUGUCGGAGCUCUUAAGAACGAUAAUCAUUUUUAGAUUUCUACAAAUUUAUCAAAAAAAUUUGUUUAAGUCUAUGGAAACAAGCAGUCAGAGCACAAUAAUGGGCCCAGUGUAUCAGGACCGUCGCUAAGGAAAAACAAGCCUUGCUUUCACCCUUAGCAACCAAUCAAAUUUCAGCUUUCAUUUUGAGUGGGAAAAAAAUGUAACUCAUGCUCUUAUUGGUUGACCAUAGCAACCAAUGAGAACUUACUAAUUCCUUUUAAGAAAUGAAAGCUUAACUCUGGUUCAUAUCUAGAGUCUAUUUUCUAAGCUGCCUUAGGAACCAAGACAUCAGGCAACCAAUCAGCUCAGUCCAUGUUUUGGUUGCUAUAGGCUCUGAUUGGUUGCUAUGGGCAACAAGGACACUUUUUAACCUUUCAGGCAGUUUUGAAACUAGGCCCAGUCGUCCUUUUUUUCCAUGUCUCUCCUCGGCUUUAGGCCCUAAACAUAAGUAAUGAGUUUUACAUGAGUUCAAGUUACCCCGAAUUGAGUGAGACCCUGUAUAUUCCUCCAACUCUGAGUGGUAUAGAUGACUUAAGUAGCAUAUUCCCCCAUUUGCCUUAGACGUCUUCAAUGUUCACAACAUUAGUGCAAUAAUGUAGAUAAGGUGAUAAUUGAUAAACUUUUUAACUUACGUGUAGGGUAUUUCUGAUUCAAGGUUAGGGCUAGCUUAGUAAAGUUACCUCAGUUUAGCUGACUUGUUAAUAAGAUAUAUAAAUAUAUAUAGAUACCGUAUACAGUUGUAUAGAUGUAGAAAAGCAUAUUCCUAUGUGUGGGCUUUUUUUGUUUUUAAUGUGAAUAUCACAGUUUGUUCCACAUACCUCUACUACUCUCUAAGCCCUAUACUUUCCAACUUUGAAAAUUUUUGAAAAUUUAGAAAUUCAAGCCCCACCCCUGAGGACACUCGCAUAGACCAAGGAAUAAAUGCACUUUUGGGCGGGGUUUCCUAAACCUUCAGGAAACUUAAGCCCCGCCCCAGGACACACCAAUACACAUAGGAAACAAUGCACUAUUGGGAGGGGUUUCUCAAACUUUGCCCUUACUGUUGGCAUGUAUGCAAGUCUAUGUCUAAACAACAAAUUAUCAGAGUACCUACAAAGUCAUCUUGCACCCCAUUACAGGGGUCAUCUGGUUUAGAAGUUUUCCUUGACAAUAAUUUAGUCACCAAAACUUUUCCCAACAAUUAGUUACAAUCUGUGAAGAGACCUGGCAGUAAGGGUAGGUUCACACUACGGAAAUAAAGUAAGAAUUGCUGAAUUUUUCCAGUGGAUCCACGCUGUUCCCAAUGCUUUGAAAUUGGCGCUUAUGUCGGAAGCAGUUUGCCAAAGACAUAAGUGCCCUCCUAUUGACAAAUUCUCUGGGGGACAUGUUCAACCUGCUACUAAACUUCCACAUGUGAACUAAGCAGUAGAAUCCCAUAGAGAUCAAUGGAAGGCUACGUCAAGUGUAAUGCGCACAGAAUUUCUGUAGUGUGAAUAGGGCCUAAGUGUUUUGUUUCCCUGCAGCACCACCACUGGUAAAGUGAAGCAUUACAUUGCCCAUUCACAUUAAUGGGUAAUACAGGACAUGAUCGGUGCACCACAGUGAUAGUCCUUUUUGUCACAUAUCUCUAAUUUGGCCACGAGAUAAGCAUCAUGAACAGAGGACCCCUCCACCCCCACCUCUCUAUUAACUCAACAUUCGCUAAUAAGGCAAAUGAAAAUUGGUUUGCUAAACUAGACAACCUAAUUAGGGCCACCAUCUAUUCGUGAGAGUGGAAAGUACGAAAGAAGAACCAUUUUGAAAGCAUAAGUUCGGCAUUGCUCUUCCACCCAUUCUGCAAAGUUUUGCAGAGUUGGGAUUCCCAGCGAGUUCCGUGCAUGAGUCUUAUCAAUUAGAAAAGUACUUAUGCAUGGAACUCACUUGAUGUGGUACCCAGCAUGUGCAGCCUCUCUCCUUGCCAAACGUUGCAGAAUUUUGUAAGUUUACGCUUUACAGUACCUGUCAUCAAACCAUAUUUUCUAAACUAACUCCGGAUAUGUUCCAUAACUACUCCUAACACCCCUCCUGCCCUUAAAAAAAAAAUUCUGAGCUUUAAAAAGCUCUGUUUCAUACCUUUCCCCUUGCUCACAUUGGGUGAGCUCCCGGCAGGAGAAAGUGGGUGUUCCCCAGCAGGCAUGAUGUCAGUGAAGCCUGCAAGAGCUGUUCCUCGCCAUGCCCCGCAUGCACUUCCUGAGUUUGGUCUUCUGCCAGGCCGGGAGGAGACCAAACUAACUGUUUGACUUGUGCGGGAACAGAACAGAGCCACCUAGUGGCUGUUUUUUCAAUCACAUUAAAAACACAUUAAGGUUCAGAAUUUUAACAGCAAGUAAAUAGCAAAGUGUCUUAUAAUAACAUAAGAAACAAUAUAUUAAAAGUUUAGUUUGGUGACAGGUACUCUUUAAAAAUACUGAAGCCCUUAUGUAUUUUUCCCUGGCUUCAAAGAGUGUCUCUCAGUUUGGAGGAUCAAACAUAAUACAAACAGAAAACAUUACACAGUCAUCCCAGAACUGGUUUUAAAUUAUUAUUUUUUUUUUUAUCUGGAAGCAUUGCAAUGCCUCAUUUCUCCUGUGGAGGCACUGCAGGGAAAUCAAACAUUUCAGAUUCGCUCACAGAUUGUGGUACAGAGUAUAGUAUGCAUUUUCUAUUGAGAUUUGCCAGUAGGCAUAUGCACAUGACAAGCCUAGACAUGGCAUAGACCAGUGGUCUCCAAACUGUGGACCUCCAGAUGUAGCAAAACUACAACUCCCAGCACGCCCGGACAGCCAACGGCUGUCCGGGCGUGCUGGGAGUUGUAGUUUUGCAAAUUCUGGAGGGCCACAGAUCGGAGACCACUGGCUUAGACCUUCUUCCGUGCUACAUUAGGAGGCGUUUUAGAAUUGCCUUUCCGAUUCUGUCAUUUUUAGUGGCUUUAUAAUAGAAAUUGAAUAGAUGAAAAAAAAAGCCACUUCAGAUGCCCGACCCUACGUAUUUCUUCUUAGAAAACCCUCCGCGCACUGUCCUGCGGGUCUUUAAUUUAUCUCUCUUUCUUCUCUCUUAAGAAUACUUAAUAAUACAGUACAAUGCAUUAUAAAUAAGAUACUUAACUUGUGCCCCGGGGAGUUUAUUCAUUAAAGCAUAACCACUAACAGUUGUCAAUGGCCACCGGGCCGGUAAGGAAAUUCUCUUUUCUUUUACUCUUAUUACUAUACAUUCAGAUUGACCAAUGUGAAUAUGUCCAAACAAAAAUGAGGGUGCCAUGCCGCCUUAUCCUUAAUUUUUUCCCCAAAUUUUUUUUUUAACAGUCCUAAUUACCCCAAAAAGGAGGAGAGGGCAAAAAGAGAGGUCAGGGAGGGGGAUGUGGAACGCUUUGUGUCUCCUUUCGUUGUGUGGUCCGUCAUUGUGUUGAACGUGUCUUUCCGUGUUCCUGCACUGCGAAUGAGGGAGGAGCGACUAGCAAAAAUGAGCGAUAUAAAUAAAUCAUUGCCCUCCGAAAUGGAUUCAUUGUACUGAAAUCCUCCCUGCAGACUCUGGAAAAAAAAAAUAUGAUGUACCGUGUCGGCGGUGCAGAGGAAACUUUAUAAAAAUGUGUGUGUAUUUUUAUUUUUUAUUCUUUUUUCCUGGUAGACAAUAAAUUAAAAUACUGAAAAUAAGACAA